This is a messenger RNA of Rhopalosiphum maidis (corn leaf aphid), 3280 nucleotides long. RefSeq names its product glycogenin-1 (gene Gyg). The transcript has 8 exons. The record is from RefSeq and is a predicted model, not a curated record. NCBI's taxonomy places the organism in Eukaryota, Metazoa, Arthropoda, Insecta, Hemiptera, Aphididae. Gene Ontology annotation, cellular component: cytoplasm. Gene Ontology annotation, molecular function: glycosyltransferase activity. The coding region runs from base 532 to 2880 and encodes 782 amino acids.
GCGGCGCAAUCGCCGCACGACCGUAUAGGACGUACCGGCCGAGUCGCGCGUCAUUCUCGUGCAGCAGUGCACAUUGACCGGAUCCCGUCGUCGCCGUCGUAGUGGUCGUUGCCGUUCCCGUCGUCGUUUGCCGCAUAACGCGUUUCCGGGAGGAAAGGAAAACUAAAACUCACCAAACGAUAUAGUUUACAUUUAUAUUAUUUUUCGAUAACAAACGCUAUCGUCGUGAAUUCCAAACAGUCGUCGAUCAAAAUUUGAAGUCUUCCCUCCCAGUCACCCGCGAAGAUUGUUACACACGCACACGAAUCGUACACGUAUACUAUACUUGGAGCGGCAUAUAGCGCACAGCGAAUAUCGUUGUGCAACGAACCGACCGACCCGUGCAAGUACACCUGCACGCACGCACGCGAGUGUCCGGUGACCCGAGUGCACGCCCGCUGCAUCAGGACAACAGAGUCCGCGGCCGAGGAGACAUCCAAUAUUUUAUACAUCUACUGACGACGACGACCGGUGAAAAGCGAUACGCGAAUCAUGUCGUCAUCGAACAAUGCAUGGGUGACAUUAGCCACGAACGAUUCUUACUCCUUAGGAGCGUUGGUCCUGGCGCAUUCAUUGAAAGCCGUUAAGACAGUGCACAAAUUGGCCAUAUUAAUUACACCUGGCGUAACGGCGCCUAUGAAACUACAGAUCGAAGCCGUAUUCGAUGAAGUCAAAGUGGUGGACGUAUUGGAUUCCAAGGAUCAGACACACUUGGCCCUGAUGUGUCGCCCCGAACUAGGAGUGACUUUCACCAAACUGCAUUGCUGGACGUUUACCGGCUACGAUAAAUGCGUGUUCCUCGAUGCAGACACAUUGGUGUUGCAAAACUGUGAUGAACUAUUUGAACGCGAAGAAUUAUCGGCUGCUCCGGAUCCAGGAUGGCCAGAUUGCUUCAAUUCUGGUGUCUUUGUGUAUAAACCUUCUCAGGACACAUUCGGCCAACUAUUAGAAUUUGCAAGGACUAGAGGAUCAUUCGAUGGAGGAGACCAAGGGCUGUUAAAUAUGUUUUUCAAAGAAUGGUCUAACACAGAUAUUUCAAAACAUUUAUCAUUUACCUACAAUGUAGUUUGGUCAUCUACGUAUUCAUAUUUACCGGCACUAAAACAGUUUGGCCAAAAUAUGAAGAUUGUCCACUUUAUAUCUUCUAGCAAACCUUGGCUUCAGUCAUUUAAUACUGAGACUAGACUUGUAACUUCAACCCACGGGGGGUCUGGAUUACAAGAAUUAUUACAACUUUGGUGGGAUUUGUUCUGUCGGCAUGUCCACCCUGGACUUUCCACCGAAAUGAUAGAAAGUCGCCUCAGUAGCCGUUAUUCCUAUGAUUUUCAUCCCAAAUCCCAAAAUAACAAUUAUACGUGUGAUAAUUAUACUCCUUAUAAUCAAAAUAAUUGCACUCUCGAUAAUAAUUAUACUUUUAAUAGCAAUACUUCAAAUAAUAAUUAUUUUCCUACUCAUGAUCCUCCAAAAGAGGAACAUUAUGAUUUUAUUGACCCUUGGGAUGAGUAUUUGGUUGAAAAAGUUGAGCAAACAAAUUAUGAAGUUGAAAAAGAAAAUGUUGAUGGUGAUAGACAUUUGGUGGAAGUAUACUCGAAUAACCAUUGUGAUCAGGAAGUGGAAAAUAAUUAUUGUAUAAAUAACUCCCAUACGGAAGAGCAAACAAGAGACUGUAGUUUUCAGAAUAAUCUAGUGGAAGAAUGUAAUACAUUUGGAAAUGAUGAGCAGAAUAGAGAACAUUUUGAAGAAGUUAGAGAAUUCAAUGAGCAAAAGCAAGUGCAAAUGCCAGAUCGGUCAAUAAGUGAUAAACAAAAUCCUGCAUGUUCUGAUGAUAUUCCCAAUAACCCUAUCUCCAGUCUGAGUGUAAUUAACUGUCGUCCUGAUUCUCCGACACAUUGCGAGGUACCUAAGGACCAGAUUUGUCACAUAGAUGGUGGUUUGGCUGGACAAUUCGCAAGGGUUUCAUUGGGUGAAAAAACCAUUGAACAAAAAGCUUUAGAAGAUUUUCUUCGACGCCAAUCUUGGGAACAAGGAAACAUGGAUUAUUUAGGCAAGGACAGCUUUUCUAAUAUAUGGUCUAAGAUAAAUGAAACUCUUGGAAGUACUCCAGAAGUUAAUAUUGAGACUGUUGCUGUAAAAACAUCAAUACCACCAGAAGUUGUGCACACUGAAGAACCAAAGCCAUUGAAAUCUGCUUUGAAAAAAACAUCAACUACUAUUCCACCAGUGAGUUCUGAGAUUGAAAUCGAUAGUAGUGAUCCGGCUGUUAAACAACUGGAAAAGCUUGACCUGUCCAAGGAUAUUUUAAAAGAGUUAAAGACACCCGAUACUCCUACUAUUACUGCACCAACACCUCCGACUACACCCGCAACCAUAGCUCAAGAAAUAGUAAACCCAGUAGUAGUACCAGUAGAAGUACCUGUAGAAUCUGUGAAAGAAACAAUAAAAUCUGAUGUGCUUAUUAAAGAGUCUCAAGAGUCAGUGGAGUUAAAAUCGACUAAGCCAGAAGCGGAACUUGCAAAAGAACUGCCGAUAUCUGAAGCGUGUACUUUAAAAUCAGUUGAACAAGAAUUACCGAUACCGGAACCAGUGGAUCCUAUAAAAGAAACACCAUCUUCUGUUACCGGUACAGAGCCAAUAGUUGAAGAAAGUUCGAAAUCACCUGUACCCAAAACGGAUGAGCCAGUAAAAUGCGUAUCUCAAUCUGUUGAAACAGCUCAAGCAACCCAAACCUCUGUUGAUAAUGCCACACCAUUAGUCUCAAAUGAUCCACCAGUAGCCCCGAAACGUACUAAUAAAGGAUCGCAGAGUGUUUCCAAAAACGCCAAAUCUCCUGAGAAAAAAUAAAACUAUUAUGAAACAAUAUUAUAAUCAAUCCAUAUAUUAUUAUGUACACGUUUUGUUUUGUUCCUCGGAUUAAUAUAGUUUUAUUGAUUUUCUUUUUUAUUAACAAAAAAUAGGCUAAACUAAUUAAUGGACAAUCGGAGCCAAUAAUUGUUUUAGGCUAAAUUCUUGCACACUUUAAUUCUUAUUUAUAUGCGAUUUUCAUUAAAAUGUUUUAUUAAACCAAUUCACGCGAGAUAGUCAUUAACUAUUUGAUUAUAAUAAUAUUUUAAUAGAUGAAUGGAUUUAUAUUUUUAAAAUAUGUGAAUACUUCUGUUGUUAUAUCAAUGUUUGGUUGCCUACACGUGUUAUUUUCAAGGAAAAAAAAUAAAUUUUCUCCUGAGUAUAAUAUUAUAUUUAUUAA